This is a messenger RNA of Stegodyphus dumicola, 13765 nucleotides long. RefSeq names its product stargazin-like protein (gene stg1). Lineage: Eukaryota; Metazoa; Arthropoda; Arachnida; Araneae; Eresidae. Gene Ontology annotation, cellular component: AMPA glutamate receptor complex; postsynaptic density membrane. Gene Ontology annotation, biological process: neurotransmitter receptor transport, postsynaptic endosome to lysosome; regulation of AMPA receptor activity; neurotransmitter receptor internalization. The record is from RefSeq and is a predicted model, not a curated record. Gene Ontology annotation, molecular function: channel regulator activity; voltage-gated calcium channel activity.
AGAUCGUCUUGAAGUGCGAGAACGUGGACUAUUUUCCAAAAGAGGAGUAUAGCCCUGACCCAAAUGAUUCUACUAUGGCAAUACCAUACGCUGUGAAGCGGGCGUCAGCAUUCAUCUUCAUGAGCUGCGUCACCCUCCUACUCGGCUAUUUGCUCUGCGUCCUCGGCACACUCUGCAGGCGGAGGCCCGUCAUAUCUUUUGCGUCGGGAGUUGCCUUUAUACUCUCAGGUCUUCUUAUUCUAACGGGGAUGGUGAUCUACAUUUCAACCUUCAAAUCCGAAGUUGGUAACAAGUUGCGACCCAAAUCGUCUUUCCAAGGGCCAAUGUUUCGUUAUCACUAUGGUUACAGUUUCAUUCUGGCCGUGUGUGGUCUCAUGAUGUGUGAACUAGCGGGAACGUUUACAAUCUUUCUUUUCAUCCACUGGCAUAAAGUGGAUAUUAAGAAGAAACAGCAACACACCAGGCACCACCAUCACCACUUGCAUCACCAUUCGCAACACAAAUACUCGGAUUUUGUGGGGAUUGAAGAUCACGCGCAGUGCAGGAGACACAGAGGGGGCAGGAGGGGUUCGAAAGUGGACACCAGCCCCUCAGCAAAUAGAGGAUUGCCGGGUAGGAGGACCUUGCAGCAGCCGCAGACGCCUCUUCCCGCAUCCGAGUCAAUGAGGGACUUGGCUUAUUACAACUUCCCGCCUUUCUCCAGGGACACUACGUGCAACACAGUGUCCACGUCUGCCGACAUCGCCAGGGAAUAUUCAAGAGAAUUCUCUUUUGAGGUUCUCAGGCGAACCACUCCUGUUUGAGAAUAGGCCUUUUUUAAAAGACCAAAAAUGCCUCCCUUUUAGAAGUAAUAAAUAUAAAGAAUGGGCCCUAAGAGCCCUCCUUUGAAGGGAAGAAAGUGCUUCCCUUCUAUUAACAAUUUUUUAUGCCUCCUAGAACAAGGAUUUUGAAAACAUUCCACGGAGAAAUAUGAGGAGAUGAUACUGAGAACUAGGUUGAUAGUGGAAUCGUUCUAAAAUUCCAAUAAGUAUUAUAAAUAACUUUUAUCUUUAAUUUCUCGAGUUGAAUAGUUUAACCUAGGGAAUUUUUUACUUGUGAUAAAGAUAACAGGGUGUUACCAAUAAUCAGAAUUUAAAUGAAUUAUCAUUAUUUUAAACUAGGCUAUUUUUUUCCUUUUUAUAAAUAAUUUUCAAAAAAUAAGCAACUGACGAUGAAUAAGGAUAUUUUGAGUAGGACCGAAAUCCAUUAUAAACAUUAUUUUUUGUUAUGAAAGAGUGAUUCAAUUUCAGUUGCUUAAAUUACAAAUUAGGCAUUUCGUCGUACUUACUCCUUCAAUUCAAACAGUUUAUUCUAUUUUUCUUGCUUUAUUAAACAAUUUCUUUUACACUCUAGGAAACUUGCUUUGAAGGAUAAAAAUCAUAUUAAGAUUUAAGAUCAUAUUAAUAUAUUAAGAUUAAGAGUAUUCAAUAUCUGAAUAUUCACUGGUGAAUGUAACGAAACUGUGUUAUCAGCGUAAUCUUUUCUUCUAAAUUACUUUCCAUACUACAACAGUACUAAUAUAACUCAGGGCUAAUAUGCAGUGGCUUAGCUAGGCGGGAGCAAGGACGACAUCCUGACGCAGCAUCCAGGGGGCAGAAAAUUGAUGCUACGAAAUUUUAGAAUUAAUUUUUUUCCAUUCUUGACAAACAGGAGGAGGCGCGAAAUCUUUAGUUGUCACAGUUCGCUGAAAAUUACAAGGCACUACGGCUGUACUUAUAUAUUUAAUUCUACAGUUUUCUUUCUACCAAGAAACUAUUAAAAAUUUUAAUUUUCUCUUAAAUCUCUUAAAUUUAAAUCUUCUUCCUUUGAAAACUCUAUUUCGAAAAUAAUUAGUAAAACAUAAUUUAUCAUAAAUGAAUUUUAGAGAAAAACUUACGUUUUAAGAAAAUAAAUAUGCUGUGUAUAGCCCUGCGAAACUAUGAUGUAAAAAUAUGUAAGGCUGAAAGCAUCCUCAUAAACAUACACAACGCUAAAAUACAUUGUAAGUAAUGUCAUGUUGUUGUUCUCUAAAAUAACUACAUAUAUACCAGUUUAUAGACCGCUAACCCAUAGAAGACAAUUAUUGAAUAAAAAUUUGUCUCCAAGAAGUUUGUUUGAAAAUCUACGAGUUAAUGGUAAGCCUAAGCUAUUGCAUUUUGUUGCAGUUGGGGAUACAUAAAGGUAAAAAAAAAAAACAGUUUAAACUAUCAUAUUUUCAAGGUUAAAUGUUUUAGUUGACUAUGCUACAGUACAUCUAUUAAUAAAUCUCAAAUGUCGGAUUAUUGCUUUCGAUGUACUUUAAAUUUAGCUCCUAGAAUUAAUGUGUAAUUUUUAUAUUUUCUUAUAUUCCAGUUUAUAUUCCAGUUUAAAAAAAUUCUAGUUGCAAUAAAAUUAGUGUAUUAUGUAUAAUUCUGCUUCUCUUGAAAACAUUUAUUUCAAGUAUUAUAAAAAAAUAAGCUACUUUUAUUAUUUUUAAGACUGCAUAAUUAUGUCUUUAUGUUUAAUCAUAUCAGUGGUGGCUGAAAAAAUAAUAUUUCUAGCCGAAAUUUCGCUUUUAUUGUCUUUAAGUAUCCCUUUCUUCUAUGCCGUUUUCUCGAAAUAUAAAAUGUAUUUUAUUUCCAUAUCUUUACAUGUUUCUGCAAAAAUGUUUUAUCAUUAUAGAUACUCAAGUCUUGAAAAAUUUGGAUAUUUCUCUAAAUUUUAUGGAAAUUAAUUAAAGAAAAUGCAUAAAUUGUAUAACAGAGAAAUUGCAUUCCACUCUCACUCUGGUUUUUGAGAUCUCAAUCAUCAGUCUUUAACGAAGAUAGGAUAUUAAAUACCUAAUGUUUUGCACUUUUUAAAGAAAAAAUAUAUUGUACGCUUUUUAAUACACGCAGUUACGUUUAUUCCUUUUUUUUAAUUUAAGAAGGAAGGAAGAAUGUGUAUUUGAGACCGAUAACUGAAAUAUUAUUUUAAAUGAUAAGUUAAUACUUAAGCUAAUGGGAUUUGAUGAAUGAAUUUGAUGCUAAAUGAAUUUGAUGUUGCCGCCCGCAAAACAGAUAUAUGUAUAUAUAUAUAUAUUGUGUGUGCAUAUAUAUAUACAUAUAUAUCAUCGGCAGCACCUCUAAGCUAAAAAAAAGACUAGACUUCAGUUCACUGUCAAAUGCUCGGCUAUCUUGUUCACUUUCAAAUGUUGAAUUUCGCUUAAUUUCUGCUAAAUCUGAAACCGUUUGGAAUAUCAGGUAUCAUAUGUACUGAGUUUAUUUUACUUUAAUACUGUUCAAAUUUUUGCUGCUACCAGAAGAAAAGAAAAUUUAGAAGCUCACAGUUCUCUUUAUAGCGGCCGAGUGGUUGACCUGGGUUCGCCCGGCUGCCUGUUUUCGUUGUUUUCCUCAACUGUAACGUGAAUACCAACCAGCUUCGCUAAGACUGUAACAGGAUUAAUGGCACAUAUUUCUAUAAUUUAUUUCCAUCUCACGCUUUUAUUUCUGUACGCUUCCGAAUUUUUAUAGGAAUAAUUUAACUUUUAUGUAGAAGUAAAUAUAAAAAAUGCAAUAAAAACCAGGAGGAACGUCUAGAAAAUUCUCUGUUUUAUAUCUCUGCAUUGUUUUUAAUGGCUCUUAAAGUUGUGAUGUGAUAGAGCUAUAAUGUGAAAAAUGGUUUUUCAUAGUUUUAAACCUAUUCAAAUAAAAAAUAAAUUGAAGGCCUAAAUUUCUAUGCAUAAAAAUAUCACUUUGAAAUUCAUAAUAUAUUACAGCUCAAAUUAACAUUUCAUGAAUAAAAAAUAUAGCAUUCUGAUGCAUACCUUUGUAACUUCGAUGAAACAAACUUUUAAACAUGUAUAGUAAAAACAACUAUAGAUGAGUUAUGAAUUCUCAUAUUAAUGUAAAUAUGAAUAAAGGUUAAGGAUUAGAAAACCCUUAAUGAGUUAAUGGUAACAAGUUAAUGAUAAGUACUUCAAAGACGGGUCAUAUACUAGUUGUAAAUAUUUAAACAUAUUAUAAUUUAAAUCUGUUAAAUCUGAAGCAAAACAUUGCUCUUCUCAAUAUAAAUGUAACCAACUGAAAUAUCUUAUAAGAUAUAAUAUGAAUAUUUUCAUAUUUAAAUUUUCGAGGUUUAGAGAUUAAAAUUCAACCGUAAAGAAUAAUUUGUUAAUAUUUUAGGUACGAAUAAUUAAGCAUAGCUGUAAUUUUUGCAUAGUUAUUUCUCAAGUUUCCAUACGCAAUCUUUUUCCCAGGUACCAACUGUUUAAAGUGAAUAAGCUCUUUCAGCAUACGCAGAAUUACCAAAAACACAGCUAUCUAGACACUAAACUUAGAAUUCCCAAACUAUCUCGACUAGCUGGCAGUCACUUGUAGGGAAAGGAGAAACAUAGCACUAAAAAUGAAAAAUUUACCAUGGAGGCGAAAUUUUAUCAACGGCUCACGGAGCAAUAACUUAACUACAUUUACUCAAACACAGAUGUUUAAAAAAAUAGUAUUUCUCCUUUUUAAAUAGCCUGUUAUAAUAACAUUUCGAAGCCUAUUUUACAGGAGAUCUUUCAAGUGAUCACUGGUAGAAUAUAUUUAAACUCAUCUCUCCUAUGUGAUUUUGUGAUUCAUAAAAUUUCUUUGCGUUCCGCCUUUCCAGCUCAGCUAAUCCUUUCUUGGAAGAAUUUCUUGUAACAUUUCGAAGUCAACCAAAAAUUAGUAGUGAGUUAUAAAUACUGCGCAUAUGUGACAGCGAAAUGACUACUUUUUUUUCUUGUAGAGGGACUAGGAUUGAAUUUUUACCACCGAAAUCUACGAAUGUUAUACGGCCUAUGGAUCAAGGGAUCAUCAGAACUUUUAGGCCAAACUUUUUGAAAUACUUAAUGAUUUUGAUGUUUCUCGAUAUAAAAGGAAGAACAGAUUGUCUUGAAAUGCUAAUGUAAUUAUACUCGAAGGGAUACGUUUAAUGAACGAUGAUGCAUGCGAACACAUUGCAUCAACAUGCAUUAUCAGUUGCUUCCGUAAGGCAGGAUAGGACAUUUUUCAAGAGGGGUAAAUCGCCGAAGAAAAAGAAGUAGCCAUCUUGGAAAAUUUGGGUAUGACUAGGGAAGAAUUUGAAAAUUAUAUAUCUGUUGACCCCAAUUUUAUCACUUCUGAAUUAUGUAUUCCCGAGGAUAUUGUAGCUUAAGUUGAAGCUAAAGCAGAUAAAAAAUAAUGAAAGCGGCGAUAAUAACGAUGAAUGUGAAGCGUUUAAAGUCGGGCCGCCCGCAGCAUACUUACUGUCUCUUGAGUGCUCAGAAAAAAUUCUAAUGUUUUCGAAGCUAGAGAUGCAAAUGACGUUGUUUUCCGGACCAUGAGUCUUCUUCGAAGAACAACAACACAAGAAAGAAACAAUAAGACAGGUCAAAGUAAGUUAAUUAACUACUUUUGUACUGCACAGAAAUAAAAAAUAGAAUAUUUAUAAUAUAGUAAGUUCAUAUGAAUUUUUAUGAUUUUUCACGAAUCCGUUUUUUACGAGCAAUCGGUUUAACGUGCAAAUAUCGCGGUCCUUUCACGUCCUUAUAAGCGAGUGUGACUGUAUUUUAUCGCAUAUAAUUGUUCCGGUCAACUGCAGCACUUUCACAUAUACGAAAACAUAGUAUAACAAACAGCACAGUGGACACUACACAGUAAACACUACUUCAUGGAUAUCAACGCCUCUGCUCAAGAAUACAUAAAUCUAAUAGGAAUAACGAAUAAUAUUCUGAAACCGCUGAACACGUAAGCCCUUCUUCUUUUUGUAGUUGCACCUUUACAUGUUUCUUCGUUAACAGAAAGUUUCAUACUGUGGCCAUUAUCGCAUAUUCGUUUGCCAGGUAACAGACAUCUUUCUUGAAAAUAAGGAUAAAUACUCCAUUACUUGAUUAGUUAAAGAUUGUUAACGUCUUCGUAACGAAAAUCUGCAAUGAAUAUAUUCUAAAAUAAACAAUGCGAAUUUGAAAACCUCAUGAAAAAGGAAUAUAAUAUAAGAACACGGCAGCGAGAGCAAAAAUGCCACACGGUGCUAAGAUACGAUUGCGUGACGAGGUAUAAGAACAAGCAGGUAUCUCGAUUGAUUGACUUCAGUCUCAAAGGCCGCUGUAACAAAGAAGCGCCGAAGUUUGUGUAUUUCUUAUUACUGAAACCCCCACCCGCCCCCACGAAAAGUCAAUGGAAAAGUAUUUGUCUGUCGUAUUUUUCUGUUCCUGAAUAAUAAUAAAUGGAGGCAUUCUAUGAGAAAAAGAAUUUUUAUAAGAGAAAAAAUGUAAAUGUCGCCAAUUAAAUUUUCCUUAUCGAUGGACACUAUUUCUUUUUGGCCCUAAGCUUAAAAAUAAAGUGUGUAAAUUUACACGUGCUUAAAACAUGCAUGUGGUACAACGUACAUGCAUUGGCUGUUUGCAGUGUGUAUAUUCCUAAAAUAUGCCAGUAAUACGGAUAUUGAACUCUAAAACAGGAGUGAAAAUAAAAUGUAUGCAGUUUCUAGUUCUACGUACUGCAAUGUAUUCAGUACACAGUAAUUUUGUUUCAAAUUAGUUUUUACCCCAGUAUUUCUAAAUUACAAUACUUUUUACUUCAGUAUAUUGACUUUAUUGUUAAAAUAUAAUUUCAUCUUUAAUUUUAUUGUCUUCCAGUACAGUUCUGAAACUCAGAUUGCAUCGGAAGAGAUCUAGAUAUCAUUAAGAUGGCUUCAAUGCAAAAAUGAUGCAUAUCAUAUUAAAUAGUUUGUAAAAAACUGUCCGUUCACAAUAUAAAGGAAAGAGAAAUUCGAUUGUAUAAUUUCUUUUAACCGAAGUGAACAGAUUAACUAAAUGAAUAGAAAAUUCCAAAAGGGUACUUAUGUAUUAACGUAUUUUAAAAUUGAGUUUAGGGCUAACUGAAAAAUUGUUGCGCAUGGUUGAAAAAUGUAAAAAUGGUUAUUCGUCAGAUUGGUCAAGAGACUGGCGCGUUCUGAAAAUUUGGCGAAUGAAUUCUAUUAAGAAAAUUGAGAUAAUACAUAAAUACCUCCAAAAAUUAUGAACAUUUUCCAUAAGUAUGUGCAACGAAGUUCCCUAAACUAAUAGAAAAUUUGGAAUAAAUAUUGAGGAACUUUUUUUUUCAUUUAUAUUCUCUGUCAUCUAAUCCCAAGUAUGUAACAGAAAAAAAUUGUAUUAAUAUAUAAAUAAAAUUAUUAAGUUACUGAAAUUGAAUUUUUCUUAAUUCAAUAAUUAUAACAGAAGUUGUUAAGAAUAUAUCAAAAACCAAAAAAAAAUUAAAACGAAUUUGGAGUCGCUUUUUCAUAAGAGAUGCUGGCAACGCAGUGGAAAAUGCCAUUAAAAUUUAACAGGAUAAAAGCCACAUAAAAAGAUCUUCUGCAAGCGGGUAAGAGGAAUCUGCUGUCUUCUCAGUUUAGUGAAAUGUUGCUGGACAAAAGACUAAACACUUUCCCUUUUUCAAACGCCUUAUUUUUUAAACUCUGGUGUAAGUAUUUUGCUCCAUAAACAGUUUUAAUCUCCAGAUAUACUGACGCUGUAAAAGUAUUCUCUGUUAUUCUUAAAACAACUAUUUAAUAUUACGAGAGAUAAAAAAUAAUUUGAGAAAGAAUUAAAACAUUGAAACUGGAAUAUGUACUUGUUUACCUAAAUAACAAGGGAAUAAUAGAUUAAAAGUACGAAUAGAAAGAAAAAUAAUAAGAUUCCUUGAAAGAUAAAAAGAAGAACAAAAGAAAUAAAAAUAAAGAAGCUAUAAUAACAAUAAUAGAAAAAUAAUAAAAGUAAAAAGAAGAGAUAAUAAUAAAUUUAAUACAAUAACAUUUAAGUAAAAUUUCUCUCUUAAAACUAUACUUACAUGACGAACAGUGAUCAGAACUUCGUGCAAUAUUCUUUUACUAGUUGCUGAAAAGCUAACAUUUAUUUUUUUAUUGUAAAGGACAAUUUCCUUUAUGAUCCAUUAAUGCUUCUAAGUUAUACAAGCAUUCUACUAAUGCUUUCAAUAGCCAUAUUAAUGUUCUAACUACGCAUCAAGUGAGCCUAGUUUUUCGAGCUUAUUUUAUUUUAUCAUUUAGCUAUUACAGUUUGAAUGGCGUACAGAAGAGGAAACUUAGACUUCGAUUUCUUCGCUAGGGACGUACGUCAAUACGUUUCAAUACUACUUAUCUCAUAUAAUAAUAAUUUUACUUUACGUUGUUAUUAUGAAUAGUUUCUGCAAUUAUGUAUUGUUCUUAGGAAUCAGGGAACUGAAAGAAGAAUUUAGAUUGGAGGAAAAGAAAGAAAAUAUAAUUCCAGUUAAGACUAUAUAAGAACCUAAGCGACGCGAUUCAACCAGUUAAAACUAAUAUCAUGUCAAACAUGUUUGAAUGAUCCAGGAUUUAUUAAACUUGUUUGAAUUAUUUAUGACAUCGUACUUCGUCAAAGAGUUAUAAAUUAUUUAUACAUUUAUAAAUUAUUUGUUAGAAAGAAAGUCUACAAAAUUUAAAUAAUUCUACAGCAGAAUCCAAAAAUUUUAUUAGGGAAAUACUGUAUCUCACUUUCUCUUGUUAUCAAUGAAUAAAUGUUAUCAAUGUUAAAUUUCUUAAGAGCUUAAGAAUUUAUAAGGUAACCCUAUCUUGUAAAUUCGAAAAGCUUUGUACCAAAUGUAAUGUGUGUUUAGAAUUUAUAUCUGACCAUACUAAUUUCGCUUUAAAUUUAGGAAUGUUUUAGAGUACUUAUUAACAAAGCUAAGAAAAAGGGCAUCAGUUUAAUCUCACCAUUACAACCAUUAAUACCCAUUUAUUGUUACAAAUUAAAAACAUUUUAGAGUUAAAUUACUUCUAAAAUUUAAAAAGGUAAAGAUAACAUAACAAAGAAUUCUUUUUUCAUACGGCAAAUGAAUUCAUUGUUCUUAAUAUAAUAUCUCAGAGAAUUCACAAACGUAAUAUAAUGAAUAUGUUAUUUAUAAGCAAUGAAAUAAAAAUUUAACAUAGAAAAAUGUAUACGGUGAAGAAAUGUUUAAACUGGAAUCCCAAAUAUAAUAUAGUCGAUUUCCAUUUCGCAUUUCAUUCUAACUUAACUAACCUUCGGAAAAUGUCUUAAAUAUUUAUUAGACAUAUGUUUUUCCCACAAUCUUGAAAUAAAUAUUUUCGAAUAUUAUUCUUAUACUGAAAAAUCUAACUGAAUAUAUUUUGACAUCACAUGAUACAAAACUGCUUAAAUUUCAACUAAAAUGAAACUCUUUAAUAAAGUUAAAUACUUUUGUUGAAGAAAGAUGCUUUAAAAGGCGAAACUAGUUAAUGUUCGUUAGUUAUAACUAAUCCUUGUGGUCUUAAGGGAAGGGCAUUAUAAUGAGCAGGCCUUAUAACGAAAGUGAAUUUCUUAUAUUCUUAUCAAUUAGGAAUAUAUUAUACCGUUGUUGUAAAGGAACGGCCUCUAUAAACAGUAGCUGCUAUGACGAGCAAUGUCCCUUUCUUGAAGGGUUGUGAGCGAAGAUAGUCGAAUAUUUUGACUUCCUUUCCUGCCCACAUGCAAUCUUUUUAUAUUGCAAAGAGUCCGCUAUAUACUUUCUAGAAGAUUCUUGGUCUGAGCAUAAAAUAAAAUAGACAAGUUCUUUAAGAGCCAUUUGCGGCUAGUCCAGAGGAAGGAUUUAUAUAUUGCUACUACUAAUAGUUAUAAAUUUAAAGACGUUAUUCAAGUUUUAAACCGAUAUUUAUACAAUAUUCUUCCUGUAAUGUUUAAAAAACCAUUUUAUAAUAAUAAUAUAGCCCUGCGUUUAGCAUGGUAGCACUUAACAUGCUAUAACACGAUUGUUAUAGCAUGUUAAGUGCUACCAUGCUAUAACAAUCGUGGAGUUAGUUCCCAUGGCCUAACCAAAGGUGCUGCUGAGCGCUUUGCUCGAGCGAUUGGUCUCGUUGGCCAAAAAAGGACUACUAGAUGAAUCCAGUUGGCAAAUAAAUUUUACACUUCGUAUACUUAUUGUAUUUCGUAGUGAAUAGGUAGGUUAAAAACGGCUAGUUCAACCGACAGUGCUUCUUAACAGCUUUCUCAGCUGAAGAUAGUGAAGCAAAUUUAGAUUUAUAGUAGUUAUAAAGUUGAAAAUACUUAUUAGGACUCAUUUUUAGUACAUUUUUUUCGUUUAUUUCACCAUUUGCAAUAUAUAAUAAUAUUUAUGCAGUGCUGUUUUGCGCGAAAUAUUUUUUACCUCUGUCAACCCUGAAUGCAACUAUGGCAUUGUUUGGUUACGAGUACUUAAAAGCGGUUUAAAAUAAAUAUUAUUAUUUCAUUAAGUUUUUAAGAUAUUUUUUCUGUAAUUAUAAAAUUGGUUGUUAAAUUCAUCCGCUUUAUCGUAAAGUGCUGCUUCUCUUUUCUUGAUACUUGUAAAAUUCUGUUCCAUCGCUGGCAUCGCAUCUGAAAGAUAUAUGAUUAAUUAUUCUCGUUGUUUCCUUUUUUUUGAACGUUUCCUACCUAUUUUGUGUUAAGAAAUUUUCAAAUAAAUAUUUUACCGAAAAGCUCCAAGUAUAGAUUAUUUUCUUUUUAAAACAUGGAAUUUUGCAUGUUAUGUGUAAUAACUGACUCAUUUGUCUUAGAUACUGCGUGAGUGUUCUAUCAAGCUAGACAUAAAAACACUAAAGUGGUAAAAGUCGUCAGCUACUGAAAACCUUAUCCAGGAAUUUAGUUAUAAUGAUUACAAAAACUAACAAAGCGCGUUUUAGAAAAUAGUACAGUGAGACUUUGUCUAAUAAAUUUGUUCUACAUCUUCAGGCAUUAAAAUAUCUUUCUUAAACCACUAGGGCAAUAUGCUCUUAACCCGGCUUAACGCGUAACUACCAACUACAAGAAAAUUCGUAACAGGCGAUUCUAUUAAGGGUAUCGAUUCGUAGUUGUUGAGAUGGUAUGAUUCCUCACUGGCAAGUUUUAACAUUUAUCGCUGACUCUGCUACAGCGAGACAAUUGCAAGUCAGUGCGUGUCUAAGUAGGAAUUAACUAAUAAUUGACUACUGGAAGAAGUUUCUGUUAUACGUAUAUGCCAAUUACAAGGUACUCGUAAGAUCUCUCCCCACUCAGAGAGGCGGAAAAUUCUGUGUGGUUAUUGGCAGUUACUAUGUAUUAGAAUUAAAAAUUUAUCUAAAUAUGAUAUGGCUAAAUUAAACUAGUUUAUGAAAUUCAAAUCCUAAAAAUUGUCGUUUCAGUCAAUGUAUUUUACAUUAUUGAAAACCUGGAAGAGAUUUUGAGAUGAAUUUCAUGAGAAGUCCAUGUGAUAUUUACAGGAAUGAAGGAAAUGCAAAAUACUACUCUUACGCAAAGUAAAAUUCAAUCUCGAAGCUAUUCUCAAAAUUCAAUUAAUUUUUGAGGUUUCAUAAUCUUAGAUUUUUCAACAGAUCUAAAAGACACGAAAACAUAUGUUAGUUUCACGCUUAUUAUAAAAUAAGACGAGAAAAAUAAAUGCUUUCUUUUAUUCAGAUGGGAAAGGGGAAAGAAAAAAGGUUUAUAAAAGUUAUUCUUUUAAUUUACUUCUGUUAAAUUAAUAAUAAAAAACAUUCUAAAGUACAGGGUGAGCACAAAAACAGUCCUCGGUUUCGAAUGGGGAUAAAUUUAAUACCGAAAGGACUAUCUUGCCCAAAUUUUUAACAUAGUUACAUAAACUCAUAAACUUUUUGGUGGUAUUGGUUUUAAUCACAAACACUCGAUGUGCGCGCCACCUGUUACGCGGGAAACAUCGAUGCGGUAAUUCAGUUCCAACCACACGUUAUGAAGCAUAUCCGGUGUGAUGGAGUUGACAGCAGCACUGAUGCUUUCUUGAAGAUCAUUCAGAGUUGGGGGUAACAAUUUCCUCCGAGACAGAAGGUAGGCCAGAAUGUCCUUUUCCUUUAUCACAAAUGCACUCUGUCUCACUAAAUGUUUUAUGCCACUUCAAAAUGGAUUUGUGCGUAGUUGGAUCAACAUCAAAGUUUCGUUUGAACCCACGCUGCACUCUCACAACACUGCUUUGUUUUUGCAAAUUGUAACACACGCCAGCUUCGUUGUUGUGGGGUGAAUGCCAUUUUCGAUGUCACUGCCCUCUAGCAGUCGAAGUCAUGCGGAGCGAUUCUGUAAAGAAAAGAAAUAAAAAAUAUUUAACUGAGUUGUGGAUAAUACAUUUAUCAACAUACCCAAGUAACUGUUAAUUUUAUGACACCUUGAAAUCAGGGACUGUUUUUGUGCUCAAGAUUUUGUCAAGCCUGGAACUUCUCGAUUCGCACAUGCGGAUCUCUCUAGUGUUUUAUCAUAACUCUGAUACGUCAUCUAACUUCUGUAUAGCAAAUAGGUGCUUGUAAAAUAUAAAAUAUUCAUUGUUUCUUAAUUAAAAUAUGCGUAAACUAAUACCCAUGCAUUAAAAUCAUCAUUUCCUUCAUUAUCCUAAAUUUAACUAGUUUAUGAAGUUGUUCAAAAUUUCUCUCCCACGGCUGAUGAAUAUAAUAUUCCAUUUCAGUUUAAUGUCACAUACCAUAUUGCAAGGUAGCAAAGUAUAUUUUUCCAUUUUCAGAAAUGUAAUCUAAAAGACAUAAACAAAAUAUUUAAAAUCAGUGGAUAGUGCAUCGAUUUAAACAAAUAAUAAUGAGAUGCGCUAGAUGAAAAAGAAAUCGAAACUGGCAGUUUAUGGUGGAAUGACACAGAUAUAAAUAUUGUAGUUGGAGAUGGAUAUACAGCUUUAAAUUAAAUUUAUUUGUUUCAUAAUAUCAACAAUUGUUUCAAUUUUAUAUAUAAAAUAUUUGUUUUCAGUUUAUUGUUAUUUAAAGAAUGUAUUUUUUUAUUAUUUUCGUCAUUACUUUGUAAAUUUAAUCCUAAAAAAUUUGCCUUUUACUUUUUAUUAAAUAAAAUAAAAGACAUUUUUUCUGCAUGACUGCAAUUCAAAAUAAUUUUGAAUAUCAUAGACUUAAAAUAGAAAUCUUAUUUUAUUGGCUUUAAGAGACGAAAAUUCCUGCGGGAUAAGUAAUUAAUAUAGAUUUAUUUCAUCAUUGUGAAAGCAUUUAUGCUGUAAAUCACUUCUAGAAAUGAAAUUAAUUUUAACCAAAUAAAAUGGCAGUAGCAGUAUUAUGAUUUAGAAAUGCCUUUAUGGGUUUUCGAAUAAUAAGCAUUUAAUUAGGAUUUUUUCACAAUGCCAUGGUUUCAAUCAGUAUUGUGCAUUCAUGAGUGAAAACAUUGUUAAAAAAUCUUAAACUAGUUUCACUAUACUGCAUUAAAUAAAAAUAUAAGCCUUACCAUGAAGCUAAGUUUGAAUUGUUAAAUUUAUAAGAAUAGAAGUAGAUUUUCUCUGUCAAUGUUUAAUAAUAAACACUGAUAAGAAAUGUAAAAAAAAUAAAACUGUUUUCAAAAAGUAAAAUUAAAAUCUCACAAUUUAAAAUGAAAUAUUUUUUUUUUUCUCAAAAAAUUUUCUUUUUGAAAUAAAUAUGUUUUGACACAUUGAAAUUUUCCAGAAGCAGCUUUUGAUUUCUUGUUACACUAUUCGAAAAAUAUUAUCUUAUAUUUAAAAAAUAAAAAAAUAAAUUUGUAUUUUAACUAUGCGUUCACUCAUUUCUGGUUAAAAUUCUAACUUGAAUUGCAUAAACUGGAACUCAAAUUUGCUUUUAGUAUUUGUUUAUAAACAAUCCAUAUGCCAUACUUGUGCAUAUCAAGUUCUGCAAUUUGUUUCUUUAUUUUAUGUUUGCUUCUUGUUUUUAGAUAAAACGAGCUAGUACCUUAUCUCUCGCAGCGAUUUUUUGUGUACAAUAAUAGAUUUAAAGUGAGUUUUGAGCAAGUUUAUACUCUGAAAUGUUGAAGAAAUGGAUAUGAAAUAAAGUAUUGUGAAAGUUUGAA